AUGACGGCUCGGUACUUCACGCGCGGUGAGGAGCUGGAGGAGAACGAUGGUGGUGACGGAGUGCUUUUAAUUAGCGAGUGCACUCUGCAUUGGAACAACUUGCCUUCAACACGCACAAUCAAGACAACAAUUGAAUGGCUUGGAAGGGUGCGCAAUCUGCGUGUUAUCUUUGCAACAGCAGGUAAAGUGGCCGUGCCGUCGCCGUGUUCUCCAUUACCGGAAGUGCUUGCAAUUGAGGUACAAAGCGCCAAAGGCGCGCGGGGGUUGCGUACGACCGUUGUCUGCGAUGCAUCUGCCUCCACUCCGGCGAAUGAGGAAGAGGAUGUGUUACGUGUGGCUGUCACUCCUCACACGCCUUCAAACGUACUGGCGACUCAAAUGUAUGCCAAUGCCAACGUGCAGGUGAACGCACGGCAGCAGUACGAGCUGUGA
Messenger RNA from Baudoinia panamericana UAMH 10762, 432 nucleotides. RefSeq lists its product as uncharacterized. The coding region runs from base 1 to 432 and encodes 143 amino acids. The record is from RefSeq and is a predicted model, not a curated record. NCBI's taxonomy places the organism in Eukaryota, Fungi, Ascomycota, Dothideomycetes, Mycosphaerellales, Teratosphaeriaceae. The transcript has 2 exons.